AUGCAGAACGCAGAAGAACUAACGAAUCCGACCGUUGAGGAGAAAUCAGAUCGGUUGGAUCUCAUCUAUGAUGUUCGCGACAAAUUGGUAAUCCCAGUAGGACCCAGGUUUCAGGCUGAUGUUCCAGAUUGGGCUGGCUCUCAGAAUGAGGGUAAAUGCAAGUAUAAAGAGGACGAAUCGGAUACUUCUAAAUGGCUUGGUACACCGGUAUGGCCAACAGACAACAACCUAGAAAACAAGGAAGUUAACGAGGAGUUGAUUGGGAAAGGGAGAACCGAAUCUUGUCCUUGUGAGUCCCCUGGAUCUGUUGAAUGUGUUAAAACUCAUGUUAAAGAAGAAAGGAUGAAGAUUAAGUCUGAACUGGGGACAGCCUUUAAUGCCUGGAAUUUUGAUGAGAUGGGAGGAGAAGUUUCCAACUUGUGGAAUGCUGAGGAACAAGAAAAGUUCAGCUCCCUCGUUAAGAUGAAUCGGAUAUCUAAAAGUAAAAGCUUCUUGAAACCAGCAUUAGCAUCUUUUCCUUGCAAGAAUAGGAAAAACAUCAUCGACUAUUACUUCAAUGUUCACGUUCCUCAGCGUAUCAGCUCACAGACUAGGUCAGAUUGUAAAGUAAUUGACACUGAUGAUGAGGAGGGGGAAGAGGAGGUCUCUACUGCCAAAGGUUCUCGGAAAAGAAAUCGAACAAAAACAGGUGUCUCCCCUAGUUCUAAAUCUAUAAAGAAAAAGUACCUAACUGGUCGACGAUGA
Lycium barbarum (goji berry) is the source of this 744-nucleotide messenger RNA. RefSeq names its product AT-rich interactive domain-containing protein 2-like. NCBI's taxonomy places the organism in Eukaryota, Viridiplantae, Streptophyta, Magnoliopsida, Solanales, Solanaceae. The coding region runs from base 1 to 744 and encodes 247 amino acids. The transcript has a single exon. The record is from RefSeq and is a predicted model, not a curated record.